GCUGGAAUAUUACACCAGUGGCCGGAGUGCGAAAGCCUAGCGGGUGAGACGCAAAGGCUUUAUUAGUAAUAAAUGAAAUUUAGACUGAAAACAAGAAGAUCAAGAAGUUUGGAGUAAACCGGAAAGAAACAGUAACCACACUGGUCGAAUCGGGAUAUACAUUUCCAGUACUGAAAAGUUUAGCGAGGACAGGUGCUUGUUGCACCUCUGACCGUCCGAUUGUGUAUUACCGAUCGUUCACCGAGUGUAUUCCUUUGUGAAUUUGCAUUGAUUUCACACAUUAUCGCCGUGAACGGGGCGAUAUACAUGUUCUGGAUUGGAUUAUCAGAGCUGAUGUGGUGCAAUGUAAUUCACUUGUGAGGGAGUAGAAACGGAACAUGCUAAGUAUGAACGGGCUGAAAGUGGCUAACUAUGUACCCAACAGUACGAUCAAGACGGAGCCCUUGACAAGCAAAUACACCAUCCAAGGCAGCAUAGGCCGAGGAAAAUUUGCCGUGGUGAAAAAAUGUGUGAACAACGAAACUGGGGAUACUGUGGCUGCCAAGUUUAUUCGAAAACGGCGGAAGGGCAAGAGCUGUCGGGAAGAAAUAUUACGUGAAGUGGUGAUGCUUGAACUUGCCCUGGCUCAUCCCCGAUUGGUGGAUCUCCUGGAAGUGUAUGAAACACCGUCGGAACUCAUCCUGGUCACAGAAUAUUGUGCUGGUGGGGAGCUGUUCCACGAGUGUGUUAUAGAAGAAUCCUUCAAGGAGGCUGAUGUUGUCCGCCUCAUGAUCCAGAUCCUGGAGGGGCUCACAUACCUACACGAACGCAACAUAGUUCAUCUAGAUCUGAAGCCUCAGAAUAUUCUCUUCACAAAACCAUACCCAGAAGGUGACAUCAAGAUAUGUGAUCUCGGCUUUGCCUGUCUCGUGAACACUGGAGAAGAUAUCCGUGAUAUCAUCGGGACCCCAGAUUAUGUUGCUCCGGAAGUCCUGGACUAUGAACCACUCAACACAAUGACAGACAUGUGGAGUAUGGGUGUUCUGGCGUACGUCAUGUUGUCGGCGUGUGCGCCGUUCGCUGGGGAGAACAACCAGGAAACGUUUUGCAACAUCUCCCAGGUGAAGCUGGACUUCCCACCCGAGCUGUUCGGGGAGACCAGCGACCAAGCUCAGGACUUCAUCUCCUGCCUGCUGGUCAAGAACCCAAGAAAACGAUUGACAGCUCGGCAGUGUCUGGACCACCAAUGGCUCAAAACAUCUGUUGACAACGCUGGGGUGCCGUUACUGCCAUCCCCGUCAGACGCAGCUUUCGGUCUGUCUCAGGACCUUGGAUCUACAGUCAACUACCACUCACAGUCUCGCGAAAAUCAGGAAAACCUCAUUAACGGCAAACAGUUGAAGGCCGCGUCAACCAGCAUGUUGAUGGAACUAAAGGAGAAAGAUGCAAAUUCUUGUCUAAACCAUCAGAAGAGUACCAUGUCUAAUGCCGACAAGAGGCGGUCUAUGGAAAUUCCGCUGAAAAAAUUACGUAGUGACGAUAACGGCGAGCAGCCGCAUAACCUGAUGUGUGAAAUAUCUGCCAAGGCCGUCAAAGACAGUGUGAAUAUGUUCGAGAGCACAAGAACUUACAAUGUCCAGAAGGAAGUGGAUUUAGUAUGUGGCGAGCACCAGAGAACGGACAUGACGUCAAUAAGCACGGAUAAUGACAUAGACAGCAACAUAUUGCAUGUGUCGCCCCUGGAGCAGGAUAUAUGUAUCAAGUCGAGUCCGGAUUAAUGCUAGUUUGGUUUAAACAACAUAUAUGCGUGUUAUGUACAUGGGUGGUCACAUACCUAAUACUCACUUACAAGGGUGAUGGGUUGAUGUUGUACAUGAGGCAAUGCCCCCCUUAGAUUACAUUGGUUUAAUGAUGUAGAUAGCUAGAAAAAUGUCAGUGUAUAUAACAAGAAUGAAACAAUAGAUUGAAGAACUCUUUUAAACACAUUUUGUUUUAUUGUUCAGCAGGUAAAGUUUCAGAAUCGGGCGGUGGGGUAGCCUAGUUGUUAAGCGUUCGCUCCUCACAUGGGUGCAAUGUGUGAAGCCCAUUUCUGGUGUCCCCCCGCCAUGAUACAAGUGGCGUAAAGCUAAACUCACUCACUCACUCACUGAAUGGUGUGUUUCAUGUGACACGAAGUAACCAAGAUUUGAGCUUGUGUUAUUCAGUAUCCGUUCUAAAACAUUUUGUGAUGAAAUCUCAUGGGGGGCAUUGUUUCCUUUACUGUCUUCUUCGGUAAAAACUAACGUUGUAUGUAGUUUAGGACAGAAAUGUAUUCUGUCAAAUAACUGAUCAUUUGUAAAGAAACAAAAACAUUGUUUUGAAGUAUUUGCCAUCAAAUGGUUGGACUUCUCUGCAUCAAUAGUAUUAAGGAUGUAACCUACUGUCAAACUCCUUGAAGCACAUGUAAAAUAUAUUUUGAAAAUUCGGAUAAUUUUAUUGGCAUGAAUGACAUCAGCUAAUUUUUUAGAUGAAACAACGAACAAAUUUCUACACAUAGGAGGGCCUUGUGUGAUUGGUUUCGAUAAUAUUUAUGUGAACCGGAUUUAAUCAUGGAAUAUUUUCCAUUGCUAUUUUUAAAAUUUUGCAAUCCAAGGAGUCCUUUAGGAGUUCAUCAUCAUGAUGAUUUCAUUUGUGACUUGUCAUUGACUUGCCAUGUCUAUUUGUGGAGUUUUUUCUCAGAUUACCUCAGCCCUUUUCCCCUUAGUACCUCAAACAUUGUGAAAUCACAGUUGAAACCAGCACACUCAUUGUCAUUUGUCAGUCUACAGGAAAAGGAAAAAUCUGCAUAGGUGGAAAAUGUCUAUAGAAGAAAAAAGGAUGCUUUUAGGCCAUGAGGAGACUUAAAAUACCUUCUAUUCAUUAUGUGUUUCAAUUAAAAUAUGCUGUGUUUUGAGUACCAAUGGGCUCAAAUUCUGGUUUUGCCUCGUAAAACUUUUGAAGGAUGUCAGAAUUGUCCGGAUUUUAACAGCAUGAGAGUCAUCUCCCUUUGAAACUAUGCAGGUACGUUCAGUGAGACCAUAUGCCAGUAUAUGGUUGUUGGUAAUUAGCUUUCUGUCUUUUUGGAAACCAUUCAGAAAAAGUGUUGUCACCAAUUAGAAUAUUAUUUCCUUCUUCACAGUCUUCAUUAAUUGAGUUUUUAGGUUGAUAAUCAACAUUAUCCAUCAAACAUAUCUUUAACAAGCCCAGAAGAUACUAGUUGUUACUUUAUGAUUGUAAAAACAGGGAUUAUAAAAUAUAUGUUCAAUUUUAACUUCAUUAAUGAAAGUCAAAUUAGACUUAAUGAAAGGUCCAUCGGAGACAUGUAGGUAGAGGGGUAGUAGCCAUGUGGUUGGAGUGUCCGCCUGGUUUGAAUCCACCCAGGUUUGAAUCCACUCAUGGGUGCAGUAUGGGAACCCCCUUGUUGGUUCUGCAAUACUGAGGCGAAAAAACAUUGCUCACUCUUGGGUUGUUACGAUGUCAUGAUGCGAUACUUUGUCAUGAUAUGACAGAACCUUCCUGCAGAGGUGACUGGAGCCAUUAUGUAUUUCACAAGAUUAUCAUUUAGAGUGAGUUUUGAUAGUUUUCUGUUGGUAUCUAGUAUAUGUUUAUCCCUUUGGUCCUGUCUUUUGGGUAUUUUACACCAGUAAAAUAUGACAUUUUUAAAAAUAAUAGUAUUUUGUGAUCCACAAAGCGUUCUUAACGUUAUGACAUGUCGCUUAUGAAUGUCGUAGCUCUACAAACGUUUUGUGGAUUGGGACCCUGUAAAGAUAUAAAGGUAUCAAAGUUGCAGAAAGAUUCUUUGGUAAUUCAACUAUUCGGUUAAAAUAUGAUGGAUUGCACCUAAAAGUAGUUUAUCCACUUCAUUUUC
Molecule: messenger RNA, 3865 nt
Organism: Haliotis rubra (blacklip abalone)
Lineage: Eukaryota; Metazoa; Mollusca; Gastropoda; Lepetellida; Haliotidae
Product: serine/threonine-protein kinase 17B-like
Biological process (GO): positive regulation of apoptotic process; protein phosphorylation; intracellular signal transduction
Cellular component (GO): nucleus
Molecular function (GO): ATP binding; protein serine/threonine kinase activity
Source: RefSeq, a predicted model, not a curated record